AUGGCAGAGAUUGUCGGUGUCGCCGCAUCGGCGACCCAGCUGGCCGUCAUGUGCGUGUCGUUGCUGGACCUCAUGAAAAAGAUAAAAGGGGGUUCGUCGACGCUCAAAAGAUAUCAUCAGCAACUCAACGAGCUUCGCAGCGUUUCUGAGUCCAUCUCGACAAAUCCUCUACUUCAAACACCUGAGGUCGAGAGUCACACCCAGACUCUAUUAGCCAUCAUCGACGACAAUUCUCUCAGUCAUUUGCUUCGACAAGGUCGCUUGCUUCGCACCUUGGGUCUCCUCCAUAAAGAAAGAGAUCUACUCGACGCUUUCUCCUCCCUUGAACGUCACAAAACAAACCUCUCGUUGCUCAUUGAAGAUAUCCAGUCCAGAGCUCUAUAUCAAAUUCAAGGCGACAUCAAGGUCAUCGCCAACAUGUCUUCCAACCUCCCUGUGGCAUCCUCCAAUCAGGAUAUGGACACUACAGCAAGAGAAAAAGACAACUCUUCCUUUCUCCCAAGCACGACCAGUGCACUCGUUCCACAUGCUCAAUCCUUCAACCAACAGACAUCUGGUCAGAUCGAAGUCUCGGAGGUUCUACUCAGAACACUGUUGAGUUCACUUUCCAACAAUCAGACGGCUCAGCAAUUCGUUCAUGGAGCACAAAUCGGAUCCAGUCAUAGACAGUAUACAGGUUGCAAGGCAACAGCAGGCGCUGAUCAAAUCAACGGCAUUGCAUUCAAUGGGUCUUUCAAGCAUCCAAAGGCAGAGACAGUUUCCAUUCCCGGCGUUUCCAGCUAUAACGACUGUCAGAAAUAUGGGAGCGGCACUCAGGUCAAUGGCAUUGAAAUUGAGAUCGCAGAGGACGGGGAACCGGUUGUGGUUCCCGAUUACAGUGCUUCCUGGAUUAAUUGUGGAGUGAGCGCCGAGAGCCCUGAUGCCGCCAGUAUCAAAGGCAGGGUGUGUCAGGUUAAUGGGGUGAACUAUCGCCCUGCGAAAAACGAAGACAACCGCCAAAGCAAGUAG
This is a messenger RNA of Ilyonectria robusta, 1008 nucleotides long. RefSeq lists its product as uncharacterized. The coding region runs from base 1 to 1008 and encodes 335 amino acids. The transcript has a single exon. NCBI's taxonomy places the organism in Eukaryota, Fungi, Ascomycota, Sordariomycetes, Hypocreales, Nectriaceae. The record is from RefSeq and is a predicted model, not a curated record.